AAGGCGCGCCUCUCCUCUGUCCUUCCUGACCGCAGCGACGGGUGCCAGCUUUGGGCGGGGCCCUGCGGUUGUGACGGGCUCCUCCUCCCCAGCUCCUCCCAUCCCCGCCCCCUCGGGCCCUCCUGCGCUAACCGUGCUCCUUCAGGCCCCUGCGCCUGCUCCCAGCCAUGGUGGCCUGGCGUACUGCUUUCCUCAUUUGCUUCGUUUUCUCCUUGGCCACCCUGGUCCAGAGAGGAUAUGGAGACUUGGAUGAUUUUAAUCUGGAGGAUGCACUGAAAGAAACUUCCUCAGUAAAGCAGAGAUGGGACCACUUCAGCAUCACAACUAGAAGGCCGGGAACGACCAGAGCCCCAGCAAAUCCAGCAGGAAGUAAUUUUGACUUGACUGAUGCAUUAGCUGAUGGAGAUGAUGGGCGCCGAAAACCAGGUACAGGAGGAAGAGAGAGAUGGGACCAUGUCACCACUACCACAACUAGAAGGCCAGGAACAACUAGAGCACCAUCAAAUCCCAUGGAACCAGAUGGUUUUAACUUGGAGGAUGCCUUGGAUGAUCAAAAUGAUCUUGAUGACCGCAAAAAACCAAGUGUAGGAGAAGGAGGAGGUUUUUCAGACAGGGAUCUUGAGGACAUACUGGGAGGUGGAGGAUACAAACCUGAUAAGAAUAAAGGUGGUGGCGGUUAUGGCAGCACUGAUGACCCUGGAUCUGGCAUGUCGACAGAAACUGGCAGCAUUGCGGGUGUGGCCAGUGCCCUGGCCAUGGCCCUGAUUGGAGCUGUAUCCAGCUAUAUCUCCUACCAGCAGAAGAAGUUUUGCUUUAGCAUUCAGCCAGAAGGGCAAGAGGGCCUCAAUGCAGACUACGUGAAGGGGGAAAACCUGGAAGCCGUUGUGUGUGAGGAACCCCAAGUGACAUACUCCAAACAAGAAACACAGUCUGCAGAGCCUCCACCACCUGAGGCACCCCGGAUCUGAGGCCCUGUUCAGUGGCAGGUGCACAGGAAGGGUGCCACCGCUUGGGACCCAGCUCCAGAUUUCAUUUGCUGACCUUUUCCUCAAGUUUCUUCUCAUGCCACUGGCUUCUUAUUGUACUGAAUUUUCUGUACAAACAAACCUUAGGUGUUUGUGAGUGUCGUUUCUGUGCCCUGUCCUGCAGAGUAUGGUGACUCCGAAGAGACUUGGUGCUGAGACCUAAGACCUGCCUUGAGCAGAUCACGAGCAUUACAAGUUGCUGGGUCAAAGAGACAGCCUGUUCCAGCCUUAGCAUGGGAAGAAGGAGGGAGACCAAGGUGAGGGUGUCCCAGAGGAUGGUGGAGACAGUGCUGAAGGAGAACAUUUCUGCGUAAGCAAUCCCUAGGUCCUAUGAGACUCUUCAUCUAGAAUGCCGGAGGCCUUGCUGGGACACUGGCCACUAAAAGCUGUGAGCAGGUUGCUCAGCUAGCGUCUGGUACAAGUGGAGCCUCUGCAAGAAGCAGAUCGGCCAGCACCAAGUGCACACACACACACACACACACACACACACACACACACACACACACACACACACACACACACCUAGGCGUUUAAAAACAUUUUGUUGUUCUCUCCACAACUUCGGGUUCCUAUUGCUCAGCUUCCAGAGAGCUUGUCCAGGUGGGGCACGAGCUCUUUAGUUAUUUUAGUGCAAGCAUGCAUCUCACAGUCACCUCACCCUGAGUUUAGGAAUCUGGAGAACGUGGGAGCUGUGACUUGCCGGCUUGAUUCCCAUUUGAUUCCAUAAGGGUCUCUGGCUGGCCUGGUAACUUCUGCAUUGGAAACGCGUUUUCUACCAGGUUGGGGUAGGUGCUCACCCCUGCCUUGUACAUUAUCUUAUUUCGGUAGCAAGAGUUACAGAGCCUGAGAAUGAACAUGGAAACCAGGAGCAUGGUUGCUGCUUUACUAGGAGCAAAUGGGGACGGGGGAGGGGGGGAGGGAAGCUGGUUUAGCCGAGUGGAAUGUCACUGCUGCCUUUGUAGUCCUGUAGCUUGUCCUCAUUGCUAUAGUGAAGAGGGCUCUGGCCAUGUUCACUGUGAUAAAUAACAGGAAACCAAGAACUAGGGCUUCACCAGGCCCAGAGAUGCCUGCUACCACCUAGUUGGGGCCAGAGCUGGCUACUUCCUGGAUUGUUCCUUUGACUUUUGGCUCUUGGCUUCUGUGAGCUCUGCAGUGAACCCUGCAAUUGAAAGCUAAGCUAAUUUAAUGUGAACUAAUAGUUUGUCCUGUCAAAAAGCACUUCAGAAAACAGUGUGUGUCACUGGGAAAGCAAGAUCCUACUUACAAAACUCACAGUUCCUCUGGACGACAUGAUGGCCCCAUAUAUUCCACAGACUGUGAAUUGGCUCCUUUACAUCCGCUGAGCUGGGAUAAGGAACACCCACCUUAAGAAACCACUGAAACCUUGUGCUGUCUAAUGCAUGCCGUGAAUGUGUUUGUUCUUUAAAGACUAUUCAUGGUGGAGGGCUGGUGGUGUCAUGUCUCCAAGCAGCCUGAACACUCGUUCUCUGUGUGUACCUGUGGGCUAUGAGAUGCCCCUUUUGACUGGCCUUUGGUCCCAGGCAGACUAGGUCUGUGGAUCUGAUAGGGAGGCUGGAACACUGGGGAAAUGGCACCAAGAUGGAAAAAAAAAAAAAAAAAACCAUGGCCUCAGGAAGCCCCCUUUGUUCUUCAGCAAGUUAAUUAGCAAGGGAUGCUUGCAAGAUGUGUCGGUUUCCAGAACCUU
This is a messenger RNA of Microtus oregoni (creeping vole), 2730 nucleotides long. It is a transcript of the gene Cd99l2, whose product is annotated as CD99 molecule like 2. Lineage: Eukaryota; Metazoa; Chordata; Mammalia; Rodentia; Cricetidae. The transcript has 12 exons. Bases 168 to 968 code for a protein of 266 amino acids. The record is from RefSeq and is a predicted model, not a curated record.